GCGACGUGUGAGGCAGUCGUCCAGUUGUGUGCCGCUGUGACAUCUGGCGUUUUCCCGCGGCAGACUCCGCGAUGGUGGAUCAAAUGACGGACGGGCGGGACAUGGGAGGACCUCCGGCUUCGGACGACGCGACGGACGAGUACUUCCGACAGAAGCUGCGCAUGUCGACGGCCAUGUUCAACCACAUCGUAGCCGCGUGCGCCGCGUACAUGGAGAAGAAGGUGACGCACUAUCGAAUGCCAUUGCCAGUGGAGCAGCUGAUUGCUUUCGCUUUAUACAGGUGGGCGUCCGGAGAGACGUACGAGAGCGGCACGUCAGCAUUUGGCAUCGGCAGGGCAACUGGACUACAGGCCGUCCGCGACGUCACUUCGGCGCUGCUGCAAGCGUACCCCGACGCGAUAAAGUGGCCAAUGGGCAGGAGACGUGCACAGAUUCUGCGCGCUUUCCGUGAGAAGGGUUUCCCAAACUGCUUCGGCGCUAUCGACUGUACACACAUUGUGGAUUUGGAUUUGCAGAUCCUCGACGUCCACGUUGGAUACCCUGGAAGUGUGCACGACGUCCGUGUCCUGCACAAUUCCCAGUCGUUUAGGCGUGCAGAAAGUGGCGAGCUGUUCGACGCAACUCCGGAGAAUCUGCCGCAUGGUGUCGUCACGCGAGGCUACCUGCUGGGCGACAACGGUUAUCCAGUUGCAUGUCCGUGGAUUGUGUCGCCAUACAGAGGAAUCGACCAAGGUGCUGACGAGGAGCGCUUCGACACGCGGCAAAAGGUGGCACGAGGGUGUGUGGAGAGGGCAUUCGGCCGACUCAAGUGGAUGUGGCGUCUGUUCUUGCGCACCCAUAAGACGAACUUAGAGACCUUGCCACAACAAUUCGUGGCUGUCUGCACUCUCCACAAUAUCCUCCUGAACGUGGGGAUCGACUUCGACGAGAACCUUCUGUGGGAGGUGGAUGCGAACGGCGUUCGGCGUAGAGUGGACUUGGGCAUUGUGGGGAACGGCGCACGCGGGCAGGGACGGUGCACAAACGUGGAAGGUGAAUUGUUGAGGGAUGCACUGCGAGACCGCCUAGCUUUGAUGUAGGACCGUGCGGUAGGGAGGUGGUGCACACGGGGUGGUUCGAUCGGUAGGCGGCUGGAGUUAUUACGUGGUC
Chara braunii is the source of this 1149-nucleotide messenger RNA. The record is from the annotation of a GenBank genome assembly. Lineage: Eukaryota; Viridiplantae; Streptophyta; Charophyceae; Charales; Characeae.